Messenger RNA from Neltuma alba, 2174 nucleotides. RefSeq names its product phosphoinositide phosphatase SAC6. Gene Ontology annotation, cellular component: endoplasmic reticulum. Gene Ontology annotation, molecular function: phosphatidylinositol-4-phosphate phosphatase activity. The coding region runs from base 206 to 1993 and encodes 595 amino acids. The transcript has 21 exons. NCBI's taxonomy places the organism in Eukaryota, Viridiplantae, Streptophyta, Magnoliopsida, Fabales, Fabaceae. The record is from RefSeq and is a predicted model, not a curated record. Gene Ontology annotation, biological process: phosphatidylinositol dephosphorylation.
GUUAUUGGGAAAUGGAGCAAUUCUUUGAUUCAUUGUUUUAGCGGGAACUUGAUCUUCAAUCAAGAUUUCCUGAAAAUUUGCUCCGAUCUUCUUGUCAUCCAAAUCGAUUAGAGCUUCUCUGAACGAGACGUUUUCUCAGUUUUCUUGGUGUCCAAACAUGAACAGAAUAUAGUUUUGAGCUUCACGAGCUACAAUUUCAAUAAGGAUGGACAAGGCAGAUUCUGGACAGAAGCUAUACACGCGAAUGCGACUCUGGGAGUUCCCAGAUCAGUAUGUCAUUGAGCCCACGGAUGGGUCUUCUGGUUCUUCGUUGACAGUGAGUCGAGUGGAUGGCUCGAUGAAGCUUAUUGAUGCGAUUCCAGAAUGCAACAAGCUUCGAGUUCCGAAGAUUUGGACAGUUUUCGGUGUGGUUGGGAUGAUAAGGCUCUUGGCUGGAUCAUACUUGCUGGUUAUAACUGAUCGUGAAUGUGUUGGAUCUUAUUUGGGUCAUCCAAUUUACAAAGUUUCAUCUAUGAAGGUUUUUCCAUGUGAUCAUUCUCUCAAUAAUACCACUGCUGAACAGAAAAAGACCGAGUUGGAGUUUUCCAAGCUGCUAAACAUUGCAGAGAAAACGUCUGGUCUGUUCUUCUCAUAUGAAACCAACUUAACACUGAGUGCCCAGCGAUUGAAUGACCUUGGUGAUGAAUCCAGAUUGCUUCCUCUUUGGCGACAGGCUGAGCCACGAUUUCUAUGGAACAAUUAUUUGCUGGAAGUACUCAUAGAUAACAAGCUCGAUCCAUUCUUACUCCCUGUGAUACAAGGAAGUUUUCAUUACUUUCAAGCAGCAAUUGGAAAGGAUAUUAUUGAUGUCACUUUGAUUGCCAGGAGAUGCACGAGAAGAAAUGGAACUCGGAUGUGGAGAAGAGGUGCUGACCCUGAUGGCUAUGUUGCUAAUUUUGUGGAAACUGAGCAAAUUAUGCAGUUCAAUGGGUAUACAGCAUCAUUUGUUCAGGUCCGUGGUUCAAUCCCAUUGCUCUGGGAUCAAAUUGUUGACCUGACGUAUAAGCCUAAGUUUGAGUUAGUGAGACUUGAGGAAGCUCCUCGAGUCAUGGAACGACACUUCCUGGAUUUAAGGAAAAAAUAUGGGGCUGUCUUGGCUGUUGAUCUUAUCAACAAGCAUGGUGGAGAGGGUCGGCUGCAUGAAAAAUUUGGAAGUACAAUGCAGCAUUUGUCUAGUGAUGAUGUAAGAUAUCUGCACUUUGAUUUUCACCAUAUCUGCGGGCAUGUUCAUUUCGAACGCCUCUCUGUCCUUCUCGACCAAAUUUCUGAUUUUCUCGAGAGAAAUGGAUAUCUUCUAUUAAAUGAAAAGGGAGAGAAAAUGAAGGACCAGCUUGGAGUUGUCCGAACAAAUUGUAUUGAUUGUCUGGAUCGUACAAAUGUAACUCAGAGCAUGAUUGGCCGAAAUAUGCUGGAAUUCCAGCUUAGAAGGCUUGGGGUAUUCGAGGCUGAAGAGACCAUCAGUUCUCAUCCAAAUCUAGAUGAAAACUUCAAGAUCAUGUGGGCUAAUCAUGGGGAUGAUAUAAGCACCCAAUAUUCAGGCACGCCUGCUCUAAAAGGGGACUUUGUCAGAUAUGGGCACCGUACAAUGCAAGGAAUACUAAAAGAUGGAUGUAAUGCUCUUCUACGCUAUUAUUUAAAUAAUUUUUGUGACGGAACAAAGCAGGACGCAAUUGAUCUCCUGCAAGGACACUACAUAGUUUCUGUCAGCAGAGAUAUGACUACCUCUCCUCAGAAAGGAGGAAUCGAAGCUAUAGCGUCCUUUCCUCUGGCUUUUUCUCUGGUUAUGAUUGGAUUUGUCUUUGCAACCAUGUCAUUGAGGCAAGUUCAAUAUGAUUUCCGGCAUUUCUUUUUCUCUCUAAUGUGGGCAAGCAUUAGUAUCGCAAUAGCGGCAUUUGUGAGGGCAAAUGGUCGGGUUUUCUGCAACAGACCGCGCCUACACAAGCCACGGCGUUGAUUCAAUAUUCAGAUUGCUCUGAGCAUUGGAAUUUUUUUCCCGUGAAGCGUCCACCUUCUGCAAGAGACCACGCCUGCUCAGGUCUUUGUCCCUCAUGAGGAUGCUUUAACCAGUCCAAGCUUUACCUAUAGCUCCCAACUUGCUACUUACUAUAUUCAUUCUUUGGUACUAAUUUUGUAAC